GCUCGUUUGAGGACGAUGGCAAGCGUUCCAACCUGUGAAUAUAGGUCAUGCUCUGUGGUCAUCUGAGACUGCACUGUAGUCAAGACACAGUCCCACAGAUUAAAGAGUUUCAUCUUGCGCAAGUUAAUCUUGAAAUCUUGACUAUUAGCUUGCUGCAGAUAGAUGCCCCGGAAUGAUUGAGUCACGCACUUGCUGCGUACAGAACCAUGCGAAGCAGGCCUUUGAGGUGAUGAAUGACCUCCGUCGCCAGGAGCAACUGUGUGACAUCGUACUCUGCAUCGAUGGAGCAAAGUUCACGGCGCACAAGAUCGUUGUUGCCGGGUGUAGCCCGUACCUCCGGGCGAUGUUUACCAACGGCAUGCUGGAGACGGAGCAGUCGGUGGUGGAGAUUCAGGGUAUUGAGACGACCACCAUGGGCCUGCUGCUCGAGUUCAUGUACACCAGUACGAUUGAGAUCAACGUCGAGAAUGUGCAGUCCAUUCUGCAGGGAGCCAGUCUGCUAGGGCUGCAGGCUCUGCGCACAAUCUGCUCACACUUCCUAGAAUCACAGCUUGUAGCAUCCAACUGUCUAGGUAUCUACUAUUUUGCCGACAUGUAUGCAUGUACAGAACUAAAAGCCUUGGCUCGUCAAUUCAUCUAUCAGAAUUUCUUGGAAGUUGUUCGGACAGAAGAGUUUUUCGAACUACCGGAAGAUCGUUUAAUAAAUCUGUUGAAAAGUGACAAACUGCAGGUGAUGACAGAGACGCAGGUGUUUGAGGCGGCCUGCUCCUGGCUGCAGUGGGACCCCGUGCAGCGCCUCGACAAGGCCUGUGUCAUCCUCCAGAACAUCCGACUGCCGCUUCUCGACCGCUCCUACUUGGAGACUGUGGUUCUCAAAUCAGAGUUCUUUCGGACGUGUGCCAAGUGCCAGCUGUUGAUCAGCAAAGCUAUUCGAACACAGCAUGACUGUAACCUCGUUCAGCUGGUGCCCAACCGUGCACAGCCACCCUGCAUCUACGUGAUGGGCGGCCGCAACAGUUCAGACUGCCAGCUCAAGAGUGUCGAGCGAUAUGACUUUCUCCUAGACCAGUGGAAAUCUAUGCCGAGUAUGAACAUUGCUAGGACCGCGGUGGGAGCGACAUCGUUUGACGGGAUGUUGUACACAGUAGGGGGAGAGUGUGCUCUGGCCGACACGCAGGAAGACACGCUGUAUCUCCGGUGUGUUGAGUGCUAUGACCCGGUUCACCAGCAGUGGAUACCCAAGUCAGAGAUGAAGGUCGCCAGGUCAUUUGUGUCCGUCGCCGUCAUUGGGGGAUAUCUUUAUGCAAUAGGUGGUGAAGAUAGAUCGUGUAGCUACAACAUUGUGGAGCGUUACGACCCUAAGACGGACGCGUGGAUUUUUGCCGCGAGUAUGAAGAGAAAGAGAGCGGGAGCUGGAAUCUCUGUUUGUGAUGGGAAAAUCUAUGUUGCAGGUGGCUAUGACAAGAUUCUGCACAUGGAUCGCGCCAGCGUUGAAUGUUUUGAUCCCGAUACGCAGGAAUGGAGUUUUGUAGCUGAGAUGGAGAAGGCCAGAUCUGGUUUAGCACUUGUCACAAUCGACCACUACCUGUUCGCUUUUGGAGGCCGUUUUAGACACACAGAUCAGUAUUUCAAUGUAGUAGAGAGGUUCAACACACUGACUAGACAGUGGACAACAAUAACUCCAAUGAACACACCACGUGCCUGGCCUGGUGUUGCCAUUUUCGAUGGCAGAAUUUAUGUGGUUGGAGGGUUCGAUGGUCAGAGUCGGUUACGCAGUGCAGAGGUCUACGACCCUGAUGCUGACCAGUGGACAGUUCUCAAUAGCAUGUUGGUCAGUCGGGCAGGCUGUGGUGCUGGCGUGGUCUGACACUUCUGUGAUAAUUUCAAACCCUGAGUUUCAUUACAGACGAGAAAAUGUAGGGUUUUUUUCUCAUGCAAUACAUAAUACCAGCAGAUUCCAUUGCCUCUGGUUUGUUGAAACUCAGCUGAUUUCCGCUGAUGUUGUUGACAUGAUUAUUACAUGCCUUCCAACAAUCGGCUCUAGGAGAAUUAUUUCAGACUGUUUUCAUUUCACAUUUUUAAGGCUACUUUCCUUUGAAACAUACAGUAGAUGAAAUGUUAGAUAAAGAUAUAUAAAACUAAUAAAAUAAUAUACCGGUAUUAAUUAACAUUGUUAAAAUAUUAAAUUGCUUCAUCAGCUGCUGUGAUUUGUUUAAAGCUAAAGAUGGGAUGUAGUUCUAUGGUAGAGGGCUUACGUGAGAUGCAAAGGGUCAUUGAAUUGAUGGAUUUGUCUCAUCCCUACCAGUACUCCUCUACUGAUACAUCAAAGACCAUACUGGCCUGUCUAUUGCAAAAUGCAUGUAAAAGAUCUUCUGUUGCUUUUCAAUGGGAGUAGCCUAUGUCGUGGCAUUGGCUGUCUUCUCUAUCUCACUGUGUCUCUCUAUAUGUCUCCCACUCUCUCUCUCUCUCUCUCUCUCUCUCUCUCCAUUGUUUAAUUGGCAUAAUUACAGGGAUAUGGGUUUUUCACCUUUUUAUUUGAUUUCAGCUUAUUUUGUAUAAAAUAUUUUUCACGAAGUAGAUGAGAUUUUUUCUGAAAUGCUGAGAAUUGACCUGUAAUUAGGCAUAGUUUAGAGGUUUCGGCUUUUUAAAGAUCAUUUCAGAUUUUAUUUUUAAAUAGGUAUCACAUCCAUGGAAUUAAUUGACGUUUUUAACAGAUUUUGUGUACUGCAUAAUUAUGCAAUUUUAAAUUAUUUCCCUGUAUUGUUCACUGAAGCUAUACAUAGCCUACAAUGUACAUAAUUUCUGAUAGUUCUUUACAUGAAUAUGUUCAACAUAUAUUGUGUCCUUUUUUAUCCUGUUACUUUAAGUUCAGUAAUAUGACUAAGGGUAAUACCUUUGUGAUAUGUUUUAUGCAGAGAUUUCAUAACAUUCCAUACUUGUCCUUAUUUUAUGUGUGUGAAGAGGUCCUCGGUUAACAGGAACGUGUUUUGACACAGCUGGUUUUUACAUAGCAGGCAAACACCAUUCCCUUCAGCUUUGUACAUCAGGCUUAAGUAACUGGGAUGUCUAGACUUGAGGCAUUAAUAAUAUGUUGUCCAUACAAAUAACAGAUAGAGCGAGACAGACAGAGAGAGAGGGAGUGAGAAAAUGGUCAGAGAGACAGACAGAAUGAGAGAGAGGGAGUGAGAAAAUGGUCAGAGAGACAGACAGAAUGAGAGAGAGGGAGUGAGAGAUUAACAGAGAGAGAGAGAGAAUGAAUGAAUGAAUAUUUUGAGUGUGGACUCAGGUUCUAUGCUUAUACAACUUUAAUGUCUGAAGGUUUAAGUCUGAAAAUCUUAAUAUCAUGACAGUACCAUAUAAAUUGCAUAAUUUCAGAUUUGACUAAAGUCUGGAUUUUAAAAGAUAAGGCUUAUAACUUGAAGCUGACAUCCCACACGAUUCAGCAAUGCAUGGCAUACCAGUAUACAAUCUGUACGAUCUAGUUAACAUUAAUCUUUGAAUCAUGCCACCCUUUAACGUUAUUUUAAUAACAAUAUGAUGUUAUAUCUAUCCAUGCUAAGUUUGGUCCAGAUUACAACAAAAGUAUGUCAUAAAUCUGAAACAUUAUGCUUAUGCUAGGUCAGGAGUAAAAAUUACAAAUGGUUUGUGUUACAUAUAUCUAACUUUUUAGUAUAAUAACUUUCUAACAACGAGUUAAAGUUCGUGGGCCACAUUUACAUAGCCUGGUGUAGACUUGCUCUUGUAAGUACAUACAUUUCCAUACACCUGCGUUUAAGAAAAACAGGCUUUGUAAAUUGGCCCCCUGUGUGUUUGCUAAUAUUUAAUGUCUUAAGUUUAGAUACUUCAGUUUGUAAGCACAUGCCAUAAUCAGGUCUCACAACAGAACAAAUUUCGCUUUAGCCAAUUUUAAGAUAUGUAGAGAGUUUCCUUGACAAUUACUAAAAUGUGGUUAAUUUAAGGAAUAUUUAUUACCCAAAGACUAAAUCUUGUAGCCAAUUUAUUUUUAAAAAUUGCAAUGAGCUAGUUUGGUAGUGCACAGUGUGAGGCCAACCUAAUGUGUUUUUUGUUUUGAAACAACGAGUUGUGAGAUAAAUGGUAUCUAACAGACACAAAUGUAUUAUUCUAAUUCUUAUAUAUCUUCAAACUUAUUUUGUAUUUUUUUUUUUUUUUUUUUAAAGAACUCGUCUAAUCACAGAUUAUUUUUUAUUCGCCAAAUCAGUUUAUGGUAGCAAGAUAUUUAAUUACUCUGGUUUCUAGUUCAACUUUAUUGCUUUCUAAUUCUGUAUCCCAGUCCUACCCAUUUGUCCCCAAGGCCUUGCUACAGUGUGUUCGGAUGUGAAUUCCAGUGCAUAAACUGAUACAGCCUCUUUUCUUUAAAGACCGGCGUCGUGGUAGGCCAUCGGUCUACAGGCUGGUAGGUACUGGGUUCGGAUCCCAGUCGAGGCAUGGGAUUUUUAAUCCA
Gigantopelta aegis is the source of this 4462-nucleotide messenger RNA. RefSeq names its product kelch-like protein 20. The transcript has 7 exons. Lineage: Eukaryota; Metazoa; Mollusca; Gastropoda; Neomphalida; Peltospiridae. Gene Ontology annotation, molecular function: protein binding. The record is from RefSeq and is a predicted model, not a curated record. The coding region runs from base 173 to 1867 and encodes 564 amino acids.